AUGGAGACAGCCUUGUUGGGUGUCGACGGAGAAAGCAGUGGAAGUCCAAGAAGAGACCGUAAGCACAUAUUUAACCGCAGAUCAGAUGCUAUUGCUUAUGGGUCUACUUAUCAGAAGGCUGCCGCUUUGGUUGAUCUUGCUGAAGAUGGCGUUGGCAUCCCAGAGGAAAUUCUUGAUGAGUCGAGUUUUGGAAGCUCCUUGAAGUCGUACUUCAUAUUUAUUCAAUUUGAUAUCAUUUGGUCCCUUAACUACUUUGCUCUAAUUGUUCUAAAUUUCCUUGAGAAACCUCUGUGGUGUUCCGGGAAUUGCAGUAAUAGGGGGUACUACUUUCUAGGCGAGGUUCCAUAUUUGACCGGUACUGAAAGUCUCAUAUACGAGGGCAUAACUCUUUUGAUUCUCAUUAUGCAUAUACUUUUUCCAAUAUCGUAUGAAGGGUUUGGUAUCUAUUGGAAAAAUCUUCUUAAUAGACUUAAGGUACUUUUGUUUCUAAUAUUGGUUGCCGACUUGUUAGUCUACAUUAUAUAUCUGUCUCCAGUGGCGUUCUAUACUCUUCCUCUUAGGAUUGCACCCUAUAUCCGAGUUGCUUUGUUCAUCCUCAACAUCAGGGAAUUACGAGAUUGCACCGUUGUCCUGGCUGGAAUGCUUCCCACGUACUCUAAUAUCCUGGCUUUGUGGCUUUUAUUUCUUCUAUUCUCUAGCUGGUUGGCAUUUGUCAUCUUUGAAGACACCAAGCAGGGGAAGACUGUAUUUACUUCGUAUGGCACAACUCUAUUCCAGAUGUUUGUUCUAUUUACUACUUCCAACAAUCCAGAUGUCUGGAUUCCCGCAUACAAGUCCUCACGCUGGUCAUGCCUAUUUUUCGUUCUCUACGUCCUGUUGGGUGUUUACUUUGUCACCAAUUUGAUCCUUGCCGUUGUAUACAAUAGCUUUAAGAGUGAGCUUGUUAAACAAGUGGCUGAGAAGGAUCGUGUGAGAAUGAGGAUACUAAAGAAAGCAUUUAAUUUGAUCGAUAACAAUGAUCUUGGUUACCUGAACAAAGAUCAAUGCAUUCGUCUUUUUGAAGAACUGAACAAAUAUAGGACAUUGCCCAAAAUAUCCAGAGAAGAUUUUGAACUGAUAUUUGACGAGUUGGAUGACAGUCAUGACUUCAAGAUUAAUUUGGAUGAAUUUGCUGAUCUGGUCAAUGCCAUUGCACUAAGAUUUCAGAAGGAGGAGACAUUACCUAUUUUUGAAAGCUGUCCAACUUUCUACCACUCACCUGCCUCUGAGAAGCUGAAAGACUUUGUUCGAAGCCCCAAAUUUGGGUACAUAGUAGUGUUCAUCCUCGUCUUGAAUUUUGUGGCCGUCGUUAUUGAGACAACGCUUGAUAUUGAGAAUAAUUCUGCCCAAGAGGCUUGGCAAAAGGUGGAGUUCGUAUUUGGAUGGCUGUAUGUCCUGGAGAUGGCACUGAAGAUCUAUGCAUAUGGGUUUGAGAACUAUUGGAGGGAUGGUCAAAAUCGUUUUGAUUUUAUAGUCACCUGGGUAAUAGUUAUUGGAGAAACGACAACGUUUAUGUCCCCACAUGGGCUGACUUUCCUUUCCAACGGAGAAUGGAUUCGAUAUCUUCUUAUAGCAAGAAUGUUAAGAUUGAUUAGACUCUUAAUGCGUGUUGAAAGUUAUCGGGCUUUUGUUACUACAUUUUUGGCCCUAAUACCAAGUCUAAUGCCAUAUCUGGGGAUCAUAUUCAGUGUCUUGUGCAUUUAUUGCUCUAUUGGUGUACAGGUUUUUGGUGGAAUUGUCAAUGCCGGGAAUCCGAAUCUUGAAGGAACUGAUCUUUCUGAUGAUGACUACUUACUUUUCAACUUCAAUGACUACCCCAAUGGGAUGGUGACACUUUUCAAUUUACUAGUGAUGGGAAACUGGCAAGUCUGGAUGCAGAGCUACAAGGAUUUAACUGGAACAGCUUGGACUUAUGCUUACUUUGUCAGCUUCUAUCUUAUUUCAGUCUUGCUGCUUUUGAAUUUGGUGGUGGCAUUUGUCUUGGAGGCUUUCUUUGCUGAAAUGGAGCUUGAAACGUCUGAGAACUCCGAAGAUGGGGAGGGCAAGGAAGAAAGGGGAAAGGAUCGAAGACGUUAUGUUGGCACCAAAUCAAGAAGUCAGAGAGUUGAUAUCCUUCUCCACCAUAUGUUGAGUGCCGAGCUGGAUAAAACAGAGUCGUCCACAGAAUCCACUGCAUAA
Molecule: messenger RNA, 2217 nt
Organism: Fraxinus pennsylvanica
Lineage: Eukaryota; Viridiplantae; Streptophyta; Magnoliopsida; Lamiales; Oleaceae
Source: the annotation of a GenBank genome assembly